CAACGUUUCGGAGAAGACAUACACACCUGUUUUUCCUCAUCCAGGAGUGAUCUAGCCAUCUAGGAGUACUUAACAUGGCUAACUUCUUUAAGAACUUCACUAUAAAGACCAAGUAUAGAGCAGUAGUAGCCACAGCAACUCCAAUUGUAAUCUUUUCUGGUAUUUGGGUUGCGUGGGCUUACAUACACCCCGGUUGGAAACGAAGAGGUAAGCCUGGUCGUGUUCUUUCAAGGUCCAUGUCUUUCGGAGUCCUUCACGGGGGACAAUUGGCGUUGGAGAGAUUGGUUGAUUAUCAUAAGGCGCGAGCUGAUGCAGCAACACUUGAAGCUGCAGAAAUCGAGUUGAGGAAUCUAAUAUCCGAAGAACAACCAGAUUUCAAAAGGCUGCAGGGAACUGUUGCAAAGCUUGAAAUGAGUGGGAAAGAAAACAUUGCAAUAUCAGUACUUGAAGAAGCACUGAGAAAAUCCAUAGAUGAUAAUCAGCCACAUGAAGCUUACGAAACCGAAAUGUUGCUUGUGGAAAUGCACAUUUACAAGGGAGAUUAUUGGAAGGCUCUAAAAUACAAAUGCUUAAAGGACGAAGCGAUAUCAGAUGAUCGGCGACCACUGUACAAGGCUAUCCUUUAUGUGAUGGUAGAGGAUUCAAAAGAAGCCAAAAAGAAUUGGGAAGAGUUUCAAGAGCUUAGAACACUCUACCAAUGGCCACCGGGAAUGCAAGAGGAUCAAAUCUAUAAGGUCAUUACAGAUUUCGAGGAAUUCGAGAAGGUUGUCAGGUUGCUUAGAGAGGAUAUCAAACAAGUGCACGAGCCAGGGACCAAGAAAUUCUAAGCAACAGUCUUAUGGAUCACCUCAGUGUUUUCUGUCCUAAUUAUAUCAAAUACUAAGAUUGAUGCACCCGAUUUCAAAAUAUUGAGAUCUUUUGCAUUUUUGAAUUCUAAUAAACGUAAUUGUUCACAAAUGACAACGACAUUGUAAAUGUUGGAUGUUAUUUUCACACCAUUUAGUAAUGUAACAAUAAUCUCGAACCCUAAUCGGAUUGUUGCAUUCAUGUGUGUUGGACUAUUAGUCUGUUAUUGUACAACUUGGCAUAGAAGAUGAAGAAAAGACUUG
Messenger RNA from Tripterygium wilfordii, 1109 nucleotides. RefSeq lists its product as uncharacterized. Lineage: Eukaryota; Viridiplantae; Streptophyta; Magnoliopsida; Celastrales; Celastraceae. The transcript has 4 exons. The record is from RefSeq and is a predicted model, not a curated record. Bases 75 to 827 code for a protein of 250 amino acids.